CGAUUCCACGUUCUGCACGCGCGAAGAGCGGCGCAUGCGCUCUCCCCAGUCAGAACGCGAGGGGGGAGUUAUCAGUCAGAUUCGCUCCCCAUUUGCCUCCUUCUGUGCUCCCGCUGAGGGGCAGCAGCUCGCAUUUCUGGCCCCCGGCGGAUCCCGGAGCGCCUUUGUCUCUUUUUAUACUUUGCGCAGUUAGGCCGAGUCGCCGCGCAGCCUCGCUGGGUCACUGAGCUUGCAUACUCGCGGCACCCAUGCGUUCGGCGCCGCUAGCAUUAGCCACGUAGCCUGCCGGUCGCGGUUUGGCUCAGUACUGCCACCGAGUGACCGCCCCCUUCUCCGGGCCGGGGAGCUCGCCGGAUUAGGGCUCCUUAUCCACGCGUAUCUCUCUCCUUUAUGCAUAAGCAGACUAGGUUAGCGGCGCGGCUACUUCGCUCAGAGGCUAAGUGGCGGCUAAUAGCUUUCCGGUGACGGACACUUCGACACCGCAGGCGGACGCGGCGGCGCGCUUCAGUGGGUUUGAGACAUGGGGGCAGCCCGUCAUUUUGAGGGCAGCGCCUGACGAGUCAGCCCUGUGGGCGAGAGGAGACAUGGCGGCGAGCGGCUUUACUGACCUCAGGGAGAAGCUGAGGUCCAUGACCCCGCACGGUGACGAUCACAGGAAGCCGCAGCGCGGCGGCGCGCUGAAGCGCCGGUACCACGACUCGGAGGAGGAUCUGAGCGACCCGGAGGAGCGCCGGGAGACGGAGGCCCGCAGGGUGAAGAGCAGCAUCGAGCAGCUGAGCAUCUUCAGCCCGGAGGAGUGUGCGCUCAUCGAGGCCAAGAUAGACGAAGUGGUGUCCAGUGGCGAGAAGGGUCUCUACCGGGAGCACACGGUGGACAGGGCGCCUCUCCGGAAUAAGUACUUCUUCGGGGAGGGCUACACGUACGGCUCCCAGCUGGAGAAGCGGGGCCCGGGUCAGGAGCGUCUGUACUCUAAGGGGGAGGUGGACGAAAUCCCCGACUGGGUCCAUGAGCUGAUUAUAAAGAAGCUGGUGGCCAGCGGUGUGAUCCCGGCCGAUUUCGUCAACAGCGCCGUGAUCAACGACUACCAGCCGGGCGGCUGUAUCGUGUCCCAUGUGGACCCCAUCCACAUCUUCGAGCGGCCCAUCGUGUCCGUGUCCUUCUUCAGCGACUCAGCCCUGUGCUUCGGCUGCAAGUUCCAGUUCAAGCCCAUACGGGUGUCGGAGCCGGUGCUGUUUCUGCCCGUCAAGCGCGGCAGUGUCACCGUGCUCAGUGGUUAUGCUGCUGAUGAAAUCACCCACUGUAUACGACCACAAGAUAUCAAGGCGAGAAGAGCUGUGAUCAUCCUCAGAAAGACAAGACCCGAUGCCCCACGUCUGGAGACAAAUCCGCGAAGUAAUGCAGCCGUUCCCUUCUCUUUGGGAAGACCGCAGAUCCUGAAACCAAAGAGGUCUCACCGGAAGGCUGAUCCUGACGCAGCCCACAGGCCACGUAUAUUAGAAAUGGACAAAGAAGAAAACCGACGCUCUGUGAUUCUUCCUAGGUGGAGGCAGAGGAGUAGCUCAAGCUCCGAGAACUUGCGGAGACGCUCCCACGAGUCUGCGGCCGGCUACAGCGGACCCGACGACAGCAUGGAUUCGCCCCGAAGGGUUAAAAUGAGGCGACACUGAGAGCUUUCGUAUCAGUCCGACAUUGCCGUCCUCCCGGAGACUCCUUAGACGUUCAUUUGCAUGCAGGUUUAAAAAUAGUCCGUGCAGACGUCACUUGCCAAGCAGGGUUCGUUUUUGGGUUUGCAUCACCAGCAGGAUUUGUGGGUGGGUUGGGAUUGAGGCAGAGCCCAUUCUGAGUGGUCAGUAAGUGACUUGGAAAUUCAGUUGUCCUAGAAUUGUUUUUGGUUCUUGUUUUGCUGCCCCUGCAGAGCAGCCUGUGAAACCCCUCUGGGUUUUCCCAACAGAAGGCAUACAUUUUAUAUACAGUUAGUUCCUGCAUGGUUUUUUUUUUUUUGUGAACUGUGCAAGUGGGAAAAAUCUUGACCAUGAAUAAGAUUAGAUUAAAUGCUUUUGCUUUUUAGUUUUCUUCCCCCUUAGUUUACAGAGCUUUUGGCUAUUAAAUGCAGUAUUUUCACAUAAAGAAUGAUAUAUACUUUGGAAUUAUUGGAAAAUGUCACCAGUGCUUAGGCUGUUUAUUGUACAUAGUAGCAUCUUUUUGAUGCACAUACUGUUAAAUCUGUUGAAAUACAGCAGAUAAAACUGCACAAAAUGGAGCUUUACAGGUCACAGACGUGCUGUUUUAAUAGAUGCACCCCUGUCAGGGUAUUCUUUUGGUCUUUAGGUUAAAAAUGUUUUCCGUUUCAUUUUUGGUUAAGUCAGUUGUUCUGAUACAUGUCAGAAUUCAAUCAUAAGGAUGUUAAUUCUCAAAUGAGGAUAUUUUCCAGGUAUGAUGCUCUCUGGAUCAGCUGCUUUCUUGUAUUUACUAGGAAUGGAUUGUGGUUCUGUUUCUCCGGUUCGAGGACACGGUUCAGGCCAUGCUGUAUUGGGAGUUGUGCCUUGAAAGCCUCUGUUUCCUGUGUAUGUUAAAGCCAUCACUUUUAAUCUCUUUUUGAUAUUGCUUGUUUUUGGAAGAGUAUAUUUAAUGGCGAUAAUGAGAGAAGCUUGCGAUCUUGUGUACAAAAUCCUAAGAAAUAUUACUUAAAUGCUGUCAUUUAAAUGUGUAUAUAUAGCGAGAGCUGUUUGCCUUAAUGUUCAUUAUCCAUUGAAUUUUACGUCAUCCCAAAGGGAUCCUUCUGAUGCCACUGCUGAGUAAACGCCCCCCCCCCUCACAAGAAACUCUUAGGAACAGAUUUGUCAUGGUCCUCACACAUGUCGCCAUAUUUAGUUGUUUACAGUUAAUGGCUCAUUGUUCAGCAUUUUCCCUUGAUUUGAAAUUGAGAUGGUUGCAUAAUGAGAUAUAUGAUUAGUUCUUUGCAGGUAGGAUUCAAAAAUGUGUUCUUAGGAAAUAUGCAUAGAUAACAAAAAAGUACAGGCCUAAACAGAGUGCAAGAACUAUUGCGAGAUUAAAUGUUUUUCUUUUUCCUUCAAAACCUUGUUUGUAACCGAAUUUUAUUGUUUGGACACGAGCCAGAUCCAUUUAAUCUGGAUGAUUGUUUUAAAAAAAGCCCACAGCUGUGUCAGUACUGAGCAGAAAGAAGUGGUAUGUUUGUGUUUUCAAAAGAAAUUUUAAAAGGGUUUGUUUCAUUUUGCGUGACCCCUGCCAAAACUUAUCUUCCUCUCCCGAUGUUUUUAAUGAUGAAGAUGCAACUUUAUGAAAUGUAUUUUUUUAAAUUAUGUUCAAAUAUUUGUGGUAAAACCAUAUUCAUUGUAAGUCUUGGUCAUGUUGCCCUGAAGGUCUAUUUGAUCAUAAUUUUUCAUUUUGUAGCUGUUUGUGACAGCUCAAUCUGUAGCAAUGAAUACAAUUGUACUUCCCUUUCAUUUUAGUGUUUUUGACUAAUUUAUAAAUUGACCAUUUCUACAGCUUUUCCCCUGUUUAUAUUCUCAGAUAGUAACCAUUUUCAUAUUUCAUUUUCCUUGUACUGUAAUGUGUUGCAUUUGAUUAAAUAAAAGCAAAAAAGAGGUCACA
Molecule: messenger RNA, 3612 nt
Organism: Paramormyrops kingsleyae
Lineage: Eukaryota; Metazoa; Chordata; Actinopteri; Osteoglossiformes; Mormyridae
Product: RNA demethylase ALKBH5-like
Biological process (GO): mRNA processing; mRNA export from nucleus
Cellular component (GO): nucleus
Molecular function (GO): oxidative RNA demethylase activity
Source: RefSeq, a predicted model, not a curated record